Molecule: messenger RNA, 702 nt
Organism: Mesorhabditis belari
Lineage: Eukaryota; Metazoa; Nematoda; Chromadorea; Rhabditida; Rhabditidae
Source: the annotation of a GenBank genome assembly
AUGUGGUGUUGGCGUCCAAAGCACAUCCAUCCAAGAACCCUGAUUCGAGAGGAGAACUAUCAUUGCUGUUGCAAGAUGGGAAAAGCUAAGAUCGGAAUUGCUGUAUUUCUCGUUCUCGACGCGGUCUUUCUGAUCUUUUUGGGUGCCUCGAUUUUCCUUGGAACUCAAGAUGCCCGUAUGCCAUUGGGAAUCAUCUUCGGCGUCUCACUCCCAAUCAUGCUCCUCGGCAUCCUCUCACUUAUCACACUCAAGCCACUCUUCAUGCAAGCCUACGGAAUCAUUUGCAUCCUUCAGCUCCUUUUCCUCACGUUCUCAAUCCUCACCUACUACAUCCUCUAUGUGACCGAUAAUGAUCAUCUCUCUUCGGAUCUCCCACGUGUUCCCGUUACUGACUACCCCCGCGCCGCUGAGCCACAUACCGGCAAGAAUUUGCGCCACACAUUCCUUAUUGCCUUCGCUUUCCUCAUCUUCAUUUAUCUCCGCGGAUGGAUCACUCUCAACUUCUACAAAUAUGUCAGAGAUCGUCAACUUGCCAUGGAGCAACUCGGCUCCAACCGCACUCAUGCCUCCGACAUCGAGUACCAAGAAGGAAAACUUGUCAGGGAUGAAGUUGAACCAAAUGCUGAUGCUUUAGGCCAAGAAAUUGUGAAAUUUUUAGUAGACAAACAACCGGUGGACAAACAUCACCGAGAGCUUAUUCAA